AUGGCUUCAGUUUCAGCACAGUUGUUCUUGGUCCUCAUUUCACUGCUUUUGGUGCUGCCUGUUGAAGCAGCAAAAGCUGGAGAUGCAAUCGCUCUCUUGUUAGAUGUGGCACUCAGCAUUACAGGCAUUUCUGCUUGUUUGGGGGUAUAUGCAGGAAAGAGAAAUGAACAAAUGUGA
This is a messenger RNA of Suricata suricatta (meerkat), 177 nucleotides long. Its product is annotated as small integral membrane protein 30-like. NCBI's taxonomy places the organism in Eukaryota, Metazoa, Chordata, Mammalia, Carnivora, Herpestidae. The record is from RefSeq and is a predicted model, not a curated record. The coding region runs from base 1 to 177 and encodes 58 amino acids. The transcript has a single exon.